Hordeum vulgare subsp. vulgare (domesticated barley) is the source of this 1962-nucleotide messenger RNA. Its product is annotated as putative clathrin assembly protein At1g25240. The record is from RefSeq and is a predicted model, not a curated record. Gene Ontology annotation, cellular component: clathrin-coated vesicle; clathrin-coated pit. Bases 381 to 1721 code for a protein of 446 amino acids. Lineage: Eukaryota; Viridiplantae; Streptophyta; Magnoliopsida; Poales; Poaceae. The transcript has a single exon. Gene Ontology annotation, biological process: vesicle budding from membrane; clathrin coat assembly; clathrin-dependent endocytosis. Gene Ontology annotation, molecular function: phosphatidylinositol-4,5-bisphosphate binding; SNARE binding; 1-phosphatidylinositol binding.
ACCCUUGUAGUAUAAUUAAGUUGGUAUUACAAUCCAUCGCAAAAAAUAAAUAAAUGAUAAGACAAUCAGAGUAGCUAGUUGCAUUUUGGCAUGUUGGCAAUGAAUCGCACCUUAUUUCAGAAAAGAAAAAAAAAGGCAGCUUGGCUUGACUUGACUUGCAAUUGAAAAACACAGCAUGCAUCCCGACUCACUCACUCCAGGAUUAGAAAAAGAUUCACCUGUCUGGCAGGCACAUCGUCGGCCAUUUCCCACCCUUCUUCCUCCGCGUUGCGUGCUUCCAUCCCCAUGCCAUGAUCCCACCACCGUAGUGCCCCACACGUCGUCCGUUGACGCAAUGCCGCUCCCCCCUCCUCCUCCUCCUCCUUCUUCCUCCCCGCCGCAUGCUCCACCGGCCCAGGAUUGAUCUGUCGACGCACAUAUCCGUGCAUACACCCCGAGCUCCGUCCUGUCCUACGACCUACGUGCGCGCGUGCCUGAUCGACCGCGCGAUCGCUGCCCAGCCCAGGUUGGCUGGCGGGAGGGAGGGGCAACCGAUCGCCGACGACCGUCGAUAUAUCGGCCGAGCUCCAAUGACGACCGCGCGGCAGUGGUGGAGGCGCGCGGCCGCGGCGGCCAAGGACAAGAAGAGCCUGUGCCUGACGCGCGCGGCGGGGGCGCUGCGGUCGCCGGCCCGGAUCAGGGGCGGCGCGGCGGAGCUGGACGCGGCCGUGAUCCGCGCCACCAGCCACGACGACCGGUUCGUCGAUCGCGGGGCCGCGGCGCGGGUGCUGGACCUCGCGCGCGCGUCCUCGCCGUCGCCGCUCGUGUGGGCGCUGGCGCGCCGCGCGGGGCGGACGCGCUGCUGGGCCGUGGCGCUCAAGGCGCUCAUGCUCGCGCACCGCCUGCUCCUCCUCGCGCAGCCCCGCGCCGGCGGCCGCGUGCCCUUCGACCUCGCCGACUUCCGGGACCGCUCCUCCGCCGGCUUCUCCGUCCUCGUGCGCGCCUACUUCCGCUUCCUCGACGCCCGCUCCCUCUUCGCCGCCGAGGAGAACGACGACGCCGGCGCAAACGGUGAUGAGGACGAGGACGACGAGGAGACGCGCCUGCUGGACCGCCUGUCCAGGCGGCAGCACCUGCUCGACCUGCUCAUGCAGAUCCGGCCCUACGGGGACGGCAUGGAGCGGCAGAGCCUCGUCCUCGACGCCAUGGAAUGCGCCGUCGUCGAGAUCUUCGACGUGUACGGCCAGGUGCGCGCCGGCAUCGCCGAGUACCUCGUCGCCGUCCUCGGGGGCUCGGCGGCGACCACGCCCACACCGAGGCCUCGGCCGGGAGAGACCGUGGCGACGGCGAGGCGGCGCAGGGCCAUGCAGGGGGUGCGGGUGCUGCGGAAGGAAUCGGAGCAGAGCGCACUGGUGUCGUCCUACUUCGAGCUCUGCCGCACCCUCGGCGUGCUGAGCGCCGCCGAGUUCCCGGCCGUGGAGCGCGUCCCGGACCACGACAUCAGGGACCUCGAGAUGCUCAUCAUGGCCCACGUCGACGACGGCGGCUGCAAGGUGGAGCAGGACAACGAAGCGAAGGCGCUUGUGGUCCCCGUGGACAACGCCGGCGUGGCGUCGACGACGGUGGCCACGAAAGAGUGGAUGGUGUUCGACGACGAUGCGGGUACCGGAGUUAGGCAAGGGCAUUUCGGUGAUUACGUCAACCCGUUCCUAACCAACUUGACGGAGUUUGACGAGACGUGACGGCGAGCGUCAACUUGUGAAAGAAUGAGUUUUUGUAAAUACUAUUAUUUUUUGAGAGGACGGAUUAUUCACAUUUAAAUUGAUGGUUAGAAGCAAAUUGAAAGCUAAUUAAACUGUAGUGAUUAAGACUACGAGGGCAAAAAUGUUACUCCGGAAGCAAAAUUUUGUUAAUACAUAUGUGUUGGCUGCAUUGUUAGAUUGAGAAGAAUAUAAAGAUGCAAGCAUUCUCUAACUAAUCAUU